Molecule: messenger RNA, 5862 nt
Organism: Balaenoptera acutorostrata (minke whale)
Lineage: Eukaryota; Metazoa; Chordata; Mammalia; Artiodactyla; Balaenopteridae
Gene: LPIN2
Product: lipin 2
Exons: 21
Coding region: 53-2830 (925 amino acids)
Biological process (GO): fatty acid catabolic process; cellular response to insulin stimulus; positive regulation of transcription by RNA polymerase II
Cellular component (GO): cytosol; endoplasmic reticulum membrane; nucleus
Molecular function (GO): transcription coactivator activity; phosphatidate phosphatase activity
Source: RefSeq, a predicted model, not a curated record
CGCCGCUACCGCCGCCGCCGCCGCCGCCGCCGCGCCGCGCCGCAUCCCAUUCAUGAGGGCCGCCCGGCUCGGCUGCGGCCCAAGCGGCUCCCGAGGCAGCAGCGGCGGCGGCGGGCGCCCGGGCCCCGCGCGCGCCCCCGGCCGGCCCCGCCUCCUCGGCCGCCCGCGAGCGCGCUCAGCCCGGCCGGUCCUCGUCGUCGCCGUUCGGCCGCCGCUUGCCCUCGGCCGCCUGCGGGCGCCGGCGCGGGGCGGGAGCAGAGUCGCUGCAGACCGAGUCCUUGAAGGCCAGACUCAUAGCUGCCGGCACCCAGCGCAGAGCCAGCUUUUAGAAGAGACCCCUGCGGAGGUCUGUAGAAUGAAGUCUCAGACCAUGAAUUACGUGGGGCAGCUGGCCGGGCAGGUGAUUGUCACUGUGAAGGAGCUCUACAAGGGCAUUAACCAGGCCACGCUGUCCGGCUGCAUCGACGUCGUGGUGGUGCGGCAGCAGGAUGGCUCCUACCAGUGCUCGCCCUUCCACGUGCGCUUCGGGAAGCUGGGCGUCCUGCGCUCCAAAGAGAAAGUGAUUGACAUAGAAAUCAAUGGCGAUGCAGUGGAUCUUCACAUGAAAUUGGGUGACAAUGGGGAGGCUUUCUUUGUGGAGGAGACCGAAGAGGAAUAUGAAGGACUUCCUGCCUACCUCGCCACCUCACCAAUCCCUACCGAACAUCAGUUCUUUACAGAUAUUGACCCCCCUUUGGUGAAACCAGGUGGAAGUGAAAGACCAUCUCAGAGUUCAGACGUCUCCCACAUUCUGGAAACAGAGACAGUUUUCACCCCCAGUUCUGUGAAAAAGAAAAAGCGAAGGAGGAAGAAAUGCAAGCAGGACAGUAAGAAGGAGGAGCAGGCCGCUUCCCCUGCAGAAGCCGCCGCGGGCGCGGAGCUGAGCUCGGACGACGACAAGGCGGCCCAGGCGGCACGAGGAUCUUCAAAUGCUUCCUUAAAGGAAGAAGAAUAUAAGGAGCCUCUGCUUUUCCAUUCUGGAGACCACUACCCCUUAUCUGAUGGAGAUUGGUCCCCCUUAGACAACCCCUACUCCCCGGCGGCGUGUCCUAAGAGCGACUCAGAGCUGGAGGUGAAACCCGCCGGGAGCCUGCUCAGAUCCGAGUCCCACAUGGAGUGUGUAAAUGAUUUAGGGCCCAGGAUUAUUCACGUGAGAGCAGGUGAAAGAAUGCGUGACUCAGCGCGUGUUUAUUGGGCGGCUGUCAGGAGUGCGACCCUGACGCCCUCUUCCAUUCGCAUGGAUGCUGAGAACCCACACAGGGAAAGAGGUGUCCACAAGAGAAGCCAACACCAGGGACCUGAUGAUAUUUACCUGGAUGACCUAAAGGCACUAGAACCUGAGGUUGCAGCUCUCUAUUUCCCCAAAAGCGAGUCGGAGCCCGGCUCCAGGCAGUGGCCCGAGGCCGACACGCUCUCUGGCUCCCAGUCCCCACAGUCUGUGGGCAGCGCGGCCGCCGACAGCGGCACCGAGUGCCUCUCGGACUCUGCCAUGGACCUGCCCGACGUCACCCUGUCCCUCUGCGGCGGCCUCAGUGAGAACGGGCAGAUUUCUAAAGAGAAAUUUAUGGAGCAUAUCAUUACUUACCAUGAAUUUGCAGAAAACCCUGGACUUAUAGACAAUCCCAACCUUGUAAUACGGAUAUAUAACCGGUACUACAACUGGGCGUUGGCGGCUCCCAUGAUCCUCAGCCUGCAGGUCUUCCAGAAGAGCUUACCUAAGGCCACAGUUGAGUCCUGGGUCAAAGAUAAGAUGCCAAAGAAAUCUGGUCGCUGGUGGUUUUGGCGUAAGAGAGAGAGCAUAACCAAACAGCUGCCAGAGACCAAGGAAGGGAAAUCGGAGGAGCCGCCAGCCAUCGACCGGCCGUCGAGCGCGAAGGAGCCGGCCAGUGGCAGGCCGGCUGAGGAAGACUCAUCGAGUGACGAGGGGUCCCAGGAGCUGGAAGAAUCCAUCCAAGUGGACCCCAUCCCUACGGAGCCGCCGAGCCACAGCAGCACCACCUCCUAUAAGAAGUCUCUUCGUCUGUCCUCAGACCAGAUCGCAAAACUGAAGCUCCAAGACGGCCCAAAUGACGUCGUGUUCAGCAUUACAACCCAGUAUCAAGGCACCUGCCGCUGUGCGGGGACCAUUUACCUGUGGGACUGGAACGACAAGGUCAUCAUUUCUGACAUCGACGGGACGAUAACCAAGUCUGAUGCUUUAGGACAGAUCCUUCCACAGCUGGGUAAAGACUGGACUCAUCAGGGUAUCGCAAAGCUCUACCAUUCCAUCAACGAGAAUGGCUACAAGUUCCUAUACUGCUCCGCCCGCGCCAUCGGCAUGGCCGACAUGACCCGCGGCUACCUGCACUGGGUCAACGACAAGGGCACGAUCCUGCCCCGCGGCCCCCUGAUGCUGUCCCCCAGCAGCCUGUUCUCCGCCUUCCACAGGGAAGUAAUAGAAAAGAAACCAGAGAAGUUCAAAAUUGAGUGUCUAAAUGAUAUCAAGAAUCUCUUUGCCCCGUCUAAGCAGCCCUUCUAUGCGGCCUUUGGAAACCGUCCAAAUGAUGUCUACGCUUACACACAAGUUGGAGUUCCAGACUGCAGGAUCUUCACCGUGAACCCCAAGGGUGAGCUGAUACAAGAAAGGACCAAAGGAAACAAGUCAUCGUAUCACAGACUGAGUGAGCUCGUGGAACACGUGUUCCCACUUCUCAACAAGGAACAGAACUCCGCCUUUCCCUGCCCGGAGUUCAGCUCCUUCUGCUACUGGCGAGACCCGAUCCCUGAGGUGGACCUGGACGACCUGGCCUGAGGCCGCACCUCCAGUGGGAGGUCCUCCGUCGCUCGCCUCGCAGCAAGGGAAGGUGACCAGCCCUUCUGCUGGACAGAGGACAUGGGGGGGGGGUCCCCUCCCGGCCACAGGUGUGGGACAAGACGUGCUGACAGUCGGGCACCAGCAGGGACGGGAAAGCUGCUGGGGCUGGACCGCCUUCCCCCUUCCCCCUCCCGGGCCCUGAGGGGCUGCUGUGGGGUGCCGCGGCCAGAGCCGCGAGGGGAGCUUGGGCCUGAGGACGGAGGCCUGGGCUCCUGUCACUGGCCAGUCCUCCCACGCGCUCUGUUGUGUGCUGGGUGCUCCUUUAAUUGCAUAAUUUAAAAAGAAGAAAAAAGAAGCUAAGAGUGGACCAAAACGUUGCACAAAGUAAAGUGUUCUAAUUUCCACUGGGCAGUUGAGAGUGUUUCUAAAAAGGAGGGCUUACUUCAGGGGAUCAGGGUCCAGUUGGUGAUGUUGGUCCAAACCACCCAUGCACAUUUCUUCUGUGGGCUCCUCCCUCCCUGCUCCACGGAAACGGGACGCUUGCUCGGGCCCCCAGGGUGACAAACGUGGGCUUCGGGGGAACAUGAGGUCCUUAUAUCAUUGCCUUCUCACCUGUGACUAUUCCACGGUGGGGACCUGAACUGAGGUGUCGUGUGUCAGACCGGUAGGAAGGAGCAGGUCUUGCAGGAUGUAUGUGAUGCCCGUAAGAGCCGUCCUAGCAGCAGGAGUUGGUUAAACGACAAGGAACAGCUCUGUUCUCAGGGGGGCCUUGGAAAUGCAGAUGGGCACUUGUGACGGGUCCUGGGAAGGGUCCGUUCUCCGUCCCCCUGCCUGCAGCCCAGUGUCCCAGCCUGGUUGUGACAAGCUCUUGUCGGACCCGAGCAGGCCGCCCCAGGGAAGGGGGGUUCUGUCCACAAGCCUCUGCAGAGGUGAGGCUGGGCACGAGCCUGCAGAGGUGAGGCUGGGUGUGGACAGUCCCCUUGGUGUUAAAAUCGAGAGCACUGUUAGAGAGGAGGCUUUCCUGGGACCAGCAGUGCCCACACACAGCCCUGCGCUGGGUGCGAAAGCAGGGAGCAGGUUCCGGGGCGGAGGGUGGGCGCCCAGUGGGAACACCGCAGAGCAGUGCAGACACAGCCCCCGGCCCCCACGGUGUCCCGUCCCCCCUGUGCUUUCCCUGUGCUGGUCUGGCAGGGGGCACAUCUCCUUGUAGCCGGCUCCACCGAAAUAAUAACUGAUCUAGAGCUGGGGACGUGGGGGCGGUUUUUUUCCAGAGUGGAGAGUUGAAAGUCCCUGACUCAGUUGAGCCGUGUUUCCCAGUGCUGUUGGGUGCAGGGACGACGGCACCGUCCCCGGAACGCAGCUCUCAGCGGCAGAGGCUGGCGGAGCCACACAGGCUUCCUCCGGUGCAAACCGUCCCACCGUGAAUAGCUCAAGGCUCAUCAUUUAAAGAAUUUAUUUAUGUACAGGGUCAGGGAAAGUAGGUUGUGUCUGUAUGAAGUUCUGCCCAGUUAGUGAAAUCCAUUCCUCGUACGGUGGCCCUGCAGUUACUUCAUCUCAUAGAUGCCAUCGGCCUGUCGCCCCACGUUUGCUUUAGGCAGUUACCCUGAGCUUUGUAGGGCUUUGCUAUGUGCGGUACGGAAAUCUUGAUAACACACCUUCUGUAGUCCUUUGUUGGCUGUCCUUUAAAGAGUUUCUGACUAGACACUUUCUUUUUCUCGAUAAGCUCUUCUCUCUGGACACAGGGGCAUCUUAGAGGGUCGAACCUGGGAACCCAGGUCUCCCGGCCCUGCACUGAGGGUGGCUGACCCCUCUGCCCAGGGGCCAUCAGCACUAGACUUUGUCAUUUUGUCACCGCAGACUGAUCCAGUGGGUACAUAUGCUAAUUAACCUGAGUCUUUUUCCUUAUUUAAAGGAGUCCCUCUUGCUGAAAGUAGAUGAUUACUAUUACUAUAGUGUUAAGAAAGUAUGAAGUUUGUGCUGAAAAUCCAUUGCCAUUUGGUACAAAUGACAUUUGUUCUUUCUGUGAAAGAGAGAUGCCCUCGAGUGUGUGUGUACACAGACCCUUCUGAUGGGAGCUGAGGAAGGAGCAGCGGCCUCUCGCUGCCUUUGGGGACAGGCAGCAUCCCGGGGGGCCGGUGGGGGGACGCCGAGGUGGACCGGGCUCCCCUAAUCACUCUCCGCUGCUCCACUGGUGAAAUGGCCGUGGCCCCUUUCCCUCUUUCCCGCCCAACCUGACUUGAAUAUCUGCCUUGGUGUCCGCGUGCUGAAGCUUGUAUGGCUGUAGUGUUGACAUCUGUAUCUCUGCAGGGCUUACAAAGUGCACGCGUGGGCCCAGAGCAUGCAGACUUGGCCCACGUGUCAGUAUCGUGUUUGCUGUGCUUUAAAACAUCUGCAUAGUUUUCAACUGGAAAAAGAAAAAACUUACUAGUGUGAUGUCAUGAAAUGAAAGCUGUUGACAAUCUAGGAACAAGAGCCAGCUAACCAGCCGGAAAGUACUCAUGCCUUUGGCUGCACAUGGCCCUUCUGGAGUGUGUCCUUGAAGCUGCAGGCAAGACCUGAAGAAACGGGCAGAGAGUAAACUCUCAUGUUUUGCAAGUUGGUGAAAACAGACUCUCCCAGGGAAUUUCAUCAUCUUUUCAAGUAUCAUCAUAGUUACUCUGGGAAGCCUUGUUUUCCUCUGUUUUAGGGAAUGCUGGGUUUAAUGAAACUGGUUAAAGAUUGAGUUUUUGUUUAAGUGCUCUUUCCAGGUGAAAACUACUUUUUUGGUUUGUUUUAAAGGUAAGAAAGGGAAGGGAAAACUUUACUCUUUUAAUUUAAUCAUUACGUUCAGUCUGUGAUGACAUAUUUGAUUAUUAGGCACAGCAGUGCCACUAACAAGUUUUUUAAGUUGUCAGAAAUUAAUUGUAAACAUCAGUUCAGUACUUAGUUUAUGGCAAAGACAAGCUGUCUUAAGAUAAAUGGCUCAUAUUUUGGUGCAGUGUUUGAUGUUCAAAACAAAAUGGUACAACAAUAAACAAAUGUAAACUGAA